GUACUUUAUUUUGAAUUAUCUCCACAUUCUUCUUCAUCCUUGUUUUCAUCUCCUUUUUCGUUGAUUUCAAAUAAUCUCAGUUUCACAAGCUUAGAUCUAUAUACAUUGUCAUUUCUCUACUGCUUUCAGAUUUAUAUGCUAGGUUUAAUUUCUUUUGCAUGCUCUUAUCAUCUCCAGGCAAAUGUCUCUUUAAGAAUUCAAAAAGUAAAGAAACAUGAGAACUCAGGUAUCUGCUAGAGUAAAAGGAAGUGAGAAGGGUAGUAGUAAUGGUCAGAAGGCGGCAAUAUAUGAUCUUAAACAAAGAGUUGUACUUUCAUUAAACAGACUUGCUGAUAGAGAUACUUAUCAGAUUGGGCUUGGGGAAUUGGAGAAGACAAUUGAAUGUUUAACUCAUGAUACGGUUGUCCCUUUUAUGUCUUGUAUAUUGGACACUGAUUCUGAUCAGAAGAGUGCGGUUCGUAAAGAAUGUAUUCGGUUAGUUGGUGUGUUAGUAACUUUACAUGAUGGGUUAAUAGUUCCGUAUAUUGGGAAGAUAGUUGCUAGUAUUGUGAAACGGUUAAAAGAUUCGGAUUCUAUUGUGAGGGAUGCUUGUAUUGAGACAAUGGGUGUUUUAGGUUCUAAAUUGAGUAAUGAAGAAGGUGAAAAUGAGGAUCUUUUUGUUGCAUUGGUGAAACCACUUUUUGAAGCACUUGGUGAACAGAAUAAAUAUAUGCAGUCAGGUGCUGCAUUGUGUUUGGCUCGGGUUAUUGACUAUUUUAACUAUCCUUCGGUAUCGAUUUUGCAACGGAUGAUGACUAGAACCACGCAGUUUCUUAAGAAUCAACAUUUUAUGGCAAAACCAGCUGCAGUUGAAUUGACUAGGAGUAUUAUUCAGGCAGGUGGCACCCCAACCAAAAAGGCAUUAUCUAUUGCUAUAGGUAGCAUCCAAGAGGCUCUCAAGAAUAGUGACUGGAACACCCGUAAAGCUGCUUCAUUAGCUUUAUUAGAACUUGCUUCAACUGGGGGACCCUCCAUUGGAUCUUUGAAGGCAUCUUGCAUUCGCUCACUUGAAUUAUGUCGCUUUGAUAAGGUUAAACCAGUCAGGGACACAAUACUGCAGUCUUUGAAUGUCUGGAGAAGUCUUCCUGGACCUGAUACACCAGAACCUUCGGAAGCUGGAUCUUCUAUCAAAGAAAACUUUUGUGGAGGUGGUGAUGUUUUUUCUAGUGCAACCAAUGGUUAUGAGUGGAAGGGUUCCCCACUUGCAAAAGCGGUUACCGAUUCAACGAAGAAAAUGAGUCCUCUUUCAGCUAGGAAGCCACGCCAAAGUAACCUUAACAACUGUCAAAAUCCAAAAGAAGCUGAGUGGCGUGUUGAAAUUUCAGUUCCAAAAACUCACAAUUUUCUUGUGUCUGAUAUCAACAACGAAGAAUCUGAGGGAAGUUCAAUUACCAAAAGCUUUGGGACAAUAAGUACUGAUAUCAAAAGUUGCCUAGAAAAUGACCAUAGAUAUGUACCAAUGGUUGACAGACAAGAAUACUCUUCUGCUUCAAGUCUUCUGACAGGUAACUCCAAAACCAAACAUGUGGAAGUUUCUAAAGCUAGACAUGAAGGGGGGUUGAAGAGAUCAGUCAAAGUAGAUCAUAUGUUUGCAAAUGAUGAGAUUGAUACAGAAGAAGAAAGAUAUCCGAUUAAUUCACAGGAUCGUAGAAGUACUGAUUCUGCAGUAGAUUCUUCUGCAGUAGAUUCUAGUUCUCCUAAUGCGGAUAGGUGCUUCCUGAAAGCAACUAAAGAGAUGGAUUCCAUCCGAAAGCAGCUUUUGGAAAUUGAGAGCAAACAAUCAGAUUUAAUGGAUAUGUUGAAGGUCUUCACUGCUAACACAACAAAUAGCCUAUCCACGAUACAGUCGAAAGUAUCUUGUCUUGAGCAAGUAGUUGACACAAUAGCUCAAGAAGUUAUUAAUGGAGGAAAAUAUGGAAAUUUUCUGAAGAUUGGAUCGCCUAGUCUCAACAAAAGCACCCCAAGGCCUUCUAUCGAUAUACGCGAUAGACAACCCUGCGUGAAAAAUACAUUUUCCAGGAGCAAACUGAGCGAAUCUCGUAAACAAGAAACUGACAUAUGGACAGAUCCCACUAUAGGGAAGCCAAACAAAGGAAAUGUCACUGUGAGAUACAAUCAAAUAAAAACGAAUGAUUCAAAUAUCGGAUCCCACAAGAAUAACUUGCAGAAAGGUCACAUUUUUGAAAGGGAACUUGAGUCAGCUUAUGUGGAGGGUCUAAAUUUGGGUGAUGAACAUUUUCUGUUUGAACUUGUUCGUAAAACUGGUCCAGUUCUUGAUAGAUUAUCGCGAAAGACUGCUUUAGAUGUUCUUAACAUUCUGGGAUCAUACUUUUUGGAACAAAAAUUCAUUAACUCGGUUAUCCCUUGGCUACAACAGGUGGUUGAAUUGAGUAAUAUCCGUGGGCAAAAUUACCUGGUGCCGUCUGCAAAAACAAAGCAGGCAUUUUUAUUAGCUAUGAAGGAAGCUGCCGGCAACAAUUUUACUAAUUCUGCAGAAAGAAGGUUCAUCAUGCAGCUAGCAUUUGAAUUGCAUCAAAUAUGGGGAGAGUUAUAAGUUGAGACUGAAAAGUUAGUUGAAGAAGGAAAUGCAGUAGAGUUUCGUAGCUCAGUGGUAGCUUAAGGUUAUGGAUUCGAGUCUUUGCACCCGAACCAUUUUCGAUUAUGUUGUUUUUCCAAUCAAAAAAGUCUAAAAUUACUGAUAUUUUAAUGCGUGAUGUAUUUGAUUAAUGACUAUGAUUAAUUACCAUUUCAAUGUUAUAGUCUUAUUUGUUAGUAAUUUUGC
Messenger RNA from Impatiens glandulifera, 2821 nucleotides. RefSeq names its product TORTIFOLIA1-like protein 2. The coding region runs from base 215 to 2593 and encodes 792 amino acids. Lineage: Eukaryota; Viridiplantae; Streptophyta; Magnoliopsida; Ericales; Balsaminaceae. Gene Ontology annotation, cellular component: microtubule. The transcript has 7 exons. The record is from RefSeq and is a predicted model, not a curated record. Gene Ontology annotation, molecular function: microtubule binding.